CAGUUACGUCAGCACAAUAGUGCCAACAUGGCGUUCACGCUGUAUGCACUGAUUCAAACAGCGAUUUUAUUCACUAAUGCCAUCGCAAUUCUUCACGAAGAGAGAUUUCUUUGUAAAAUUGGCUGGGGAGUAGAGCAAGGAAUCGGAGGUUUUGGAGAUGAUCCCGGGGUUAAAGCACAACUUCUCAACCUUAUUCGAUCUGUCAGGACUGUCAUGAGAGUGCCUCUGAUAGCAGUCAAUUUAGUGUGUAUCGUCUUACUAUUAUUGUUUGGAUGAAGAAAGAACGGACUGCAAUGGAACAGGAUCUUAUGUGGAACACAGCGAAUGCGGCAAUGGAAGAAAAAAAGAUUCUGUAUCUGUGGUUAUACACCGAUCGUGUUAUAUGUGUAUAUGUUGCUCUCUAAAUGUCUCAAAAUUGUAUUCUAAAUUUACUGUAAAUCCUCUGGGAGUUAUAUAUUAAAAUAUCAGUUUUUCAUGUUAUGUAACUAGUUCCUGAUGUUACAAAAUCACAUGUGAUUAUCAGUAUGUGCUAUUUUUGUCAUGUUCAGGGUCUAGAAAUGUUUCCCUUUAUCUGGAUUCCAUGAGAACAAGCAACUAUGAAAUGAGCCAGGCAGGUUUCCAAAAGCUGCACAGUUGUCUUCUUGAGGUUUUAUUUUGGUCUCAAAUAUAUUUUCUUUCCUUACAUUUUAGCAUAAAAAAGACCAUUUGAAAGGUUAAAGUUGUGCCUGAUUAAUUUAAGAAAGAAAUGUCUGCAUUCUUUAAUGACCGAAGGGAAAGCAUCUGAAGUUAAUAAAGAUAUUCUAGCUGGGAUGAAA
This is a messenger RNA of Xyrauchen texanus (razorback sucker), 815 nucleotides long. Its product is annotated as immediate early response 3-interacting protein 1-like. The transcript is spliced from 3 exons. NCBI's taxonomy places the organism in Eukaryota, Metazoa, Chordata, Actinopteri, Cypriniformes, Catostomidae. Gene Ontology annotation, biological process: endoplasmic reticulum to Golgi vesicle-mediated transport. Gene Ontology annotation, cellular component: endoplasmic reticulum membrane; COPII-coated ER to Golgi transport vesicle; Golgi membrane. The record is from RefSeq and is a predicted model, not a curated record. Bases 28 to 276 code for a protein of 82 amino acids.